CUUCGGUGGGUUUUUGAAUUGUCUUGUUUUCGAUUAUCAUGUCGUAUUUUGUUUCGGAUUGAUCGAAUUUGAAUAAAAACACUUCAGUCAUUUUCCUUGACUGUUUAAGUGAAGUUCUCGUGCAUUAGAUUAAUGUAUAUAUAAGGCGAUUUAUUUUGAGAAGCUUCCGUGUGACUGCAUUAAUGUUCCAUGUAUAAAGUUACCAGAUAGUGAUCUUUUCCAGUAAUUAAUUACUUUGGAUGUGAUUGUUGCCUAAUCUAGCUGUGGUGGUAUUCAAAAUUGCUCUGGCUUUAGAAACAGGUCUAAUCGUUACCUACAAUUAGUUGACCAUAUUUUAUGAAGGCCUAAACUAUUGUUAGCACUAAACUUAGGUUUCCAGCUGAAGUACGUUUUUGAUGUAACUUUAGUGAAAAUAUCACCACAUAAUGGUAACUUGUUCCGAAGCUGAACUACUAAUGUUAAAGGGCUUGCGACUUCUACAUUCGACAUGGAUCUCUUUUUAACAAUCCAACUUUGAGGUAGCUAUCACACCAACACUAGGAGAAACAAGCUAGAUUAAAUUCUCCUAAGCAGUGUUUUUCAGGUGUAUGAAUUGACCUGUAAGCUGCUCAUUGAUUAACAGUUGAUUGGUGUGUACACAUCUUCAAACUUCGUGAAAAGAGUACUUCAACUUCUCAUCCGGUUAGUCGCAGCGUACGGUUCUUAAGAGUUAUUUGGCAGCUUUGUUUUUCACAAUAUCAUUGGUCAUCCACAAUCACUUGUCGAAAUUGAUGUUUUUUGCAUUUGAGAGGUCUUCACCAAUCACCAUAAGUAACUUGUAGCACUACAGUUUGGUACUCAUAUUAGUUCUUUUUUCAUUAACAAGCAGUCAUUAAACUAUUAGUGAUAUUUUUCGUUGAUUUUUUCUAGAUUAGAACAUGACAUCCUGCCCCUUCUUACGCAAGUUAUCUCCUACUGUGAUUCAGAGGGAUGUUCAACAGUUGAUAAAGUUGAUACCGAAAUGUCCCUUCGCAAGCCGUUUGUUUGCUGGAACUCCACUCUGCAGUACCAGGAUGUGUUCGACUGUCGCCUCAGAGCCUCAUUCAAAUCAGUCCUUGGUUUGCAAGAAUGUUUCAGAAUGUCUCUUGAAAAAAUGUCCGUACACUCUCAAUUCAAGUGAACUAGGAAGCUCAGAGUCUCACUCGUGCUCGCAAACCACUAACAGUUACGACUGUGAAAGGUCUCAUGACCAUUCAGGUGGUUUUUCAAAUGAAAUGUCUAUUCCCAAUACAUGUGCUUUGUUUGCUGGCUGGCGUAAAAGUAUGGUUGACAAGGGAUGUUUAAAGCCAACAGUACAGUCAAGAAAUAUUGCUAGUGAAGAUUUAAAAUUAUUUGAAUCGAAUGAUAAUGAUGAUCCAGGUUUCGAGUAUAAUAAAUUUUUUGCAUCUGAAGUGGAAAAGAAAAAGAAAGAUUCUACCUAUCGAGUAUUCAGGAGAAUUUUAAGAGAUGCAGCGGAAUUCCCGUUUGCAGAUGAUUAUUCAACUGGUGUAAAGCGUCGUGUAGCUGUAUGGUGUUCCAAUGAUUAUCUAGGCAUGAGUUGGCAUCCAAAAGUUCAAGAAGUGGCGAUUUCCACCAUACGGAAGCAUGGUGUUGGUUCUGGUGGUACACGUAAUAUAUCUGGCAAUUCAAUGUUACACGAAGAACUAGAAGCUGAAUUGGCAGAUUUGCAUGGAAAACCUGCAGCUUUAGUUUUUACAAGUUGUUAUGUGGCUAAUGAAGCUGCAUUGCAUACUCUCGGGACUCGUAUACCAGGGUUAACAAUAUUCUCUGAUGCUGGGAAUCAUGCAUCAAUGAUUCAUGGGAUUCGAACUAGUCGUUGUCCAAAAGUUAUCUAUAGGCAUAAUGAUAUCAAACAUUUGUCUUCUCUACUUUCAACUGUUCCUAGGAGUUCAGCGAAAUUAGUUGCAUUUGAAACAGUGCACUCUAUGUCAGGUGAUGUUUGCCCAUUGAAAGGCCUAUUGGAUGUUGUUGAGGCCAAUAAAGCACUCUCAUUUGUUGAUGAAGUGCAUGCUGUCGGUUUGUAUGGUACACAUGGAGCUGGAGUUGCUGAACGUGAUGGACAAAUGCACAGGAUAGAUGCAAUUACGGGUACACUUGGAAAGGCUUUUGCUAGUGUUGGUGGUUAUUUAGCUGGAAGCUCUGAACUCGUCGAUAUGAUUCGAUCUUAUGCUUCUGGAUUUAUAUUCACUACAUCAUUACCACCACAUUCUUUAGCUGCUGCACGGGCUACCAUUCAAAUUUUAAAGUCUUCUGAAGGCAGAGAACUUCGUGCAGAACACCAAAGAAGGGUAUCUGUUGUACGUCAAAGGCUUCGUGAAGAAGGUUUACCUGUGAUAGAAGCACCUUCGCAUAUUAUUCCAUUACAUGUUGGUGAAGCAAAAUUGUGCACAAAAAUAUCUGAAGAGUUAUUAUCGGAACACAAUAUCUAUGUACAAUCUAUAAAUUAUCCAACAGUGGAUAUUGGCGAUGAACGUUUACGCAUUGCACCUACGCCGCAUCAUACAGAUCAAUUAACUGAACAACUAGUCGAUUCAUUGUGUUCUGUUUGGAAAAAGUAUAAUUUACCUCUGCAUGUUGAAUCAUCACGAAAAGUUAAUCGACAUGCUGGUUAAACAACACAACUCUGUUUUUCCCUUCCUUGAGUUAUAUAGUUAUUAUCAAACAUUUAUCUUAUAUCUUGCUUUUGUCAGCUUCACAAUUAGGUAAUCAAAAUA
Trichobilharzia szidati is the source of this 2753-nucleotide messenger RNA. The record is from the annotation of a GenBank genome assembly. Lineage: Eukaryota; Metazoa; Platyhelminthes; Trematoda; Strigeidida; Schistosomatidae.